AUGCAUGCUGAAUUUCAAGGAUGGGUCAAAGGUGACUCCCAGGUGGAUCUUGCGGACAUUUACCGUAUCACCUCAGUUGCGACUCAAGGGCGACAAGAUAUGAACCAGUGGGUAACAAGGUACAAACUUUCUUGUAGUACUGAUGGCACGACCUUUUACACCGUGCAGGACAUCUCUACAAACCCUGCAUAUGACGAGGUCUUCACCGGUAAUGUUGACCGCAACACCAUCGUGACCAACACUCUACCUGUACCCCAAAUUUGCCGCUAUGUCCGCUUGAUGCCUGUCAGCUGGUUCGGCCAUGUCAGUCUUCGUAUGGAGAUCUACGGUAAAGGCCCUCUCACAGAUAUCAACGAUUGUUCUCCCGAUCCUUGUGAAAAUGGAGGAAUUUGCAGUAAUGGAGUGAACACCUUUACUUGUGCCUGCGAUCUUGGCUAUACAGGGCCUACGUGCGGAACAGCCAUCUUGAAUGGACCUGGCCCUCUGGGACUUGAGAGUUAUUUCAUCCCAGAUUCAAGUCUGACAGCUUCCAGUGAGUAUAAUGCUGACCAUGGUGCAAAGAGAGGUCGUCUUAACCUGGCUCGAGUCGGGAACCUGCGUGGAGCCUGGUCUGCACGACCAACAGAUGCCAAACCGUGGAUCCAGGUGGAUCUUGCAGACAUUUACCGUAUCACUUCAGUUGCGACUCAAGGGCGACAAGAUGAAAACCAGUGGGUAACAAGCUACAGGCUUGCUUGUAGUACUGAUGGCACGACCUUUUACACCGUGCAGGGCAUCUCUGCAUACCCUCGAGCUGUCAGGAUCUUCACCGGUAAUGCCGACCGCAACACCAUCGUGACCAACACUCUGCCUGUAUCCCAGAUUUGCCGCUAUGUCCGCUUGAUGCCUGUCAGCUGGUACGGCCACAUCAGUCUUCGUAUGGAGAUCUACGGUGAAGGUCUUUUCACAGAUAUCAACGAUUGUUCUCCCGAUCCUUGUGAAAAUGGAGGAAUUUGCAGUAAUGGAGUGAACACCUUUACUUGUGCCUGCGAUCUUGGCUAUACAGGGCCUACGUGCGGAACAGCCAUCUUGAAUGGACCUGGCCCUCUGGGACUUGAGAGUUAUUUCAUCCCAGAUUCAAGUCUGACAGCUUCCAGUGAGUAUAAUGCUGACCAUGGUGCAAAGAGAGGUCGUCUUAACCUGGCUCGAGUCGGGAACCUGCGUGGAGCCUGGUCUGCACGACCAACAGAUGCCAAACCGUGGAUCCAGGUGGAUCUUGCAGACAUUUACCGUAUCACUUCAGUUGCGACUCAAGGGCGACAAGAUGAAAACCAGUGGGUAACAAGCUACAGGCUUGCUUGUAGUACUGAUGGCACGACCUUUUACACCGUGCAGGGCAUCUCUGCAUACCCUCGAGCUGUCAGGGUCUCGAAAAAUAGAAAUUGA
This is a messenger RNA of Strongylocentrotus purpuratus (purple sea urchin), 1425 nucleotides long. RefSeq names its product EGF-like repeat and discoidin I-like domain-containing protein 3. The transcript has 11 exons. The coding region runs from base 1 to 1425 and encodes 474 amino acids. Gene Ontology annotation, molecular function: calcium ion binding. NCBI's taxonomy places the organism in Eukaryota, Metazoa, Echinodermata, Echinoidea, Camarodonta, Strongylocentrotidae. The record is from RefSeq and is a predicted model, not a curated record.